CGCGUGCGUGUGUGUGUGCCUGCCCAUUUCUAAAUCGGGGUGCCUCCUGGAUUCGCAUAAGCACUCUAUUCACUGCCUGCGAGCAAGUAAUUGUCAUUCGCCACCAUUGGGCAGGCACAGCACACUGCACUGACAUAAUAAGGCUAUUGAGGAGAUUGUAUUUUGUCAAGACAAGAGAAAAGCUUGAAGAGCGCCUCCCAAUGAGUCAGGCCGGAGGCCAUGUGACUCCUCAAAGGGCUUCAGGGAUUGGUUGAGCCUGCCUAUGACCUCAGCAAGAUGCCUCGGCCCCUCCUCAACACAACCACCCGCCUCCUCCCGAACACACAUGCACACUAAACUCCCUCCCACCCUCUCAGCCUCUCGCUGUCUAUUUCUCUUCUCUGGUUCUUUCCCCCAGUUAGCUUUUCCCCUCCUCUAAGCAUCCUCUGCUGAACGUGUAGGUUAGAGCCGCAGUCGCAGCAGAGGCAGGCCCUGCAAUAGCAGCAUCCGAGGAUUAAAACCCUAGCUCGUAUUAUCUGCAGCUAGUCUGACCAGGCCCCAACCCCUCCCCUCUCUCUCUCUCUUUGUAUCUCUCUAUGUCUGGCCCUUUCUCCAGCUUUGGCCAGUUGACAGGCGACGUCUGGGGGUGUUAGAGGCUCACAGUUAGCCAGGGCGUUAGCCACACUCACACGGCCGCUGUACUGUCCAUCAAUCCUGACGGAGCUCUCUGCUAACCGAGGUGUCUUCUUCUCUUCUCCACAUCUCCCGAUUUCAGUUCAGGAUAAUUGGAGGUAGAGGAAUGCAAAUCUGCAACCAUGAUGGAAGGAUUGAAAAAACGUACCAGGAAGGCCUUUGGUAUACGGAAGAAAGAGAAAGACAGUGACUCUGCGGGGUCCCCAGACAGAGAGGGAGGUGAAACCCAAGAGAUUGAAUCGUCUCAAAGAAAGACCAAUGGCGCUCCAAAUGGAUUCUAUGGAGAAAUUGACUGGGACAGAUAUAACUCCCCUGAAUUGGAUGAAGAGGGUUAUAGCAUCAGACCUGAAGAUGAGACUGACAAGCCAAAUUGCCCUAAGUCACAUUUCUUCUCCUCUGAUGAGUCAGAAGAAGAGGAGGACCACAGGAAGAAGUUCAAAAUUAAGAUUAAACCCCUCCCGGCCGAUCAAGUUGUGGCAGUGCCCUCGUUUGAAGAGCUCAAAGCCUCCAUAGGCAACAUUUCUCUAUCCCCAUCUCCUCUGAGACGUAGCCCGGGGUUGAAAAGUAACACCUCCUGUAAAGAGAUCGUCAGACCACGACGUGUUGUUCCUUCCGUGCCUACUACGGCCCCCACACCAGCUCCUGCACCACCAGCCCCCAGCAGUAGUCAAAAUACACCAGCCCCGGAAGACACCACAGAUUUGUUUGGACCUCCUUUGGAAACAGCCUUUGGAGAACAGAAAGUAGAAGUGGUUCUGUCUGAGACUGAUGUGUGGGGGGCUUCACUGUCAGAGUCCUCAAGACCCUUCCCCACAGGAACUCCACCUCCACUUCCACCCAAGAAUGUCCCAACAUCUCCCUUGGCAAAUGCCCCUGCUUCCUCAGAUAACACUGAUGCUUCAGCAGAAGCAGAAAACUCUUCAAGAAAGCCAUCCAUUGCUGACGUGGAUAACUUAUUUGGACCAGAGCAGUCUCCCCCAGCAAAUGAGGAUGCCAGUGACACAUGGGUCUGCUUCACUGAAAAGUCUCCUGACCGGCCACCUCUACCAAAGGAACCUGCACCUUCACAUCCCUCUUCCCCACCCCUCGAGGAAGCAGCGCCUCCGUUACCCGCCUCUCCCCCACCACCGGAAUCUCCUGCCCCACCAUUACCUAUGUCACCACCUCCUUCCGACGACACUUCAUCACAUCUGCCUAAGUCUCCUUCUACAAAAGAAGUUCUCAGUGCUUCUUUACCCACUUCCCCACCUCCCUCGGAGGAGCCUGCUGCACCUUCUAUCCCUUCUGGGCGUUCUACACCUGAUGACCGAAAUCCGCUCUCUCCAGCCACUUCCUCACUUUCUUCACCCAAGGAGCUUGCCUUUUCACUCGCUUCCACUCAUCCUCCUGUUGAUUCACAUACCAGCAUCACAGCAACUCCCAAACCUAGCACGCCUCCAGCGGUGAAGUCACCUGCUGAGGAAACAGCAACAUGCUCCAUUCCACCAAUCCAGUCAAAGAAUAUAGAUGCCACCCAACCUAAAGAGAAUGAAGGUGAAAUUUCCACCUCGCCCAAAGAUGCAAGCCAGGGCAACCGAAGUACACCUCCACCACCCCCUCCUCCUACGUACCGGGCAGUGGUGUCAUCACCCGGUCCAACAUCAGGAGCUGGGGGGACGAAAAGUGGUUCUUCUUCUCCUGUACGACCUGCCACUCCUUCAGCAGUCAACCCCACUCCACCUCCUCCUCCGCCCCGCCCCCCUUCCAGACCCAAACUUCCUCCUGGAAAACCAUCUGUAGGAGAUACUAAUCGACCAUUUAGUCCACCAGUCCAUGCAGCCAGCCCCCCUCCCAUUGCUCCUUUGGCACGUGCGGAGAGCACCUCCUCCAUCUCCUCAACCAACUCCCUCAGUGCUGCCACCACUCCCACUGUCAGCAAAGACCUCUCCGUGUCAGAAGAUGAUGCUUAUGUAGACAAGCUGCCUUCCUUUGGGAGACAUUUUGAUUCAUUUGCAGAGAAUGACCAGCCAUCCCUUGUAUGGUUUGACAGAGGGAAGUUUUAUUUAACCUUUGAAGGCUGCUCCAGAGGGCCAAGUCCUCUCACCAUGGGGGCUCAGGACACACUCCCUGUGGCUGCUGCAUUCACCGAGACGGUCAAUGCCUUCUUUAAAGGGGCCGACCCCAGCAAAUGUGUUGUGAAGAUCAUAGGUGAGAUGGUUUUGUCGUUUCCAGCGGGAAUCACACGGCACUUUGCCAAUAACCCGUCCCCCGCUGUGCUAACCUUCAGCAUAACCAACUACAGUCGACUGGAGCAUGUGCUGCCUAACCCCCAGCUGCUCUGCUGUGACACCAGUACACAAGCCAAGGCUGAUGCCAAGGACUUUUGGGUGAACAUGCCAAACCUGAUAGCUCAUCUAAAGAAGGUGUCUGAACAGAAGCCACAAGCAACAUACUAUAAUGUCGACAUGCUGAAAUAUCAGGUAUCAGUGCAGGGCCCCGUGUCCACUCCUCUAAAUCUUGCAGUGAGCUGGAGGUGUGAGCCGACCAGCACUGACCUGAGGAUAGACUACAAAUAUAACGGCGAGGCCAUGUCAACGCCAAUGGCACUUAAUAAUGUCCAAUUUCUUGUCCCAGUUGAUGGAGGCGUUUCCAAACUACAAGCUGUGUUACCUCCUGCUGCAUGGAAUGCAGAGCAGCAAAGAAUCCUCUGGAAGAUACCAGAUAUCUCACAGAAAUCAGAUAAUGGAGGUGUAGGAUCUUUGUUAGCCCGCUUCCAGCUAACAGAAGGCCCAAGUAAACCAGCUCCAUUGGCUGUGCAGUUCACUAGUGAAGGCAGUACCCUGUCAGGCUGUGAUAUUGAACUGGCUGGGCCUGGGUAUCGCUUCUCACUUAUCAAGAAAAGGUUUGCUGCUGGAAAGUACCUGGCAGACAACUAACCUAAGAAGCGCACUGAUGAACAAACAAGUCCAGUGGACGGAGGAUGACAGAGAGGACAGACCAACAUUCUCCCUUCGCCUUCGACUGAGCGCAGGACCACCUCGUACCUACCCAGCAGUAUUGUAAAACCUUCAUUUUGCAUUGUGGAACAGUUUGAAGUCACGUAAUAAUGGUAUUUGUAUCCGUUUCAUAACAUCUCAAUUGCUGCCGUUCUCACUCCUGAACUCUUUCCUCUCUCUUUUUUUUAAAAGUCUGUGCCUCUGGUCAAAGGGUGGUAAUACUUCACUGCAGCUGCCUGACCAGCCAGGUCCAGCCAUGUUCUACUUCAAAUGUAGUGCUGUUUGCUGUGUACAAACUUGAACUUCAAAAAGUAGGCAGUAAAAAUGAUUUUCCUGGGUGUUAUUUGGAGUCCGAACUCAGUCGGAGUCAUAUAUUAGCACAUAACAAAGUUGUCAGUGCUAAAAUACUGGACUAGGUGGGGAGCUGCUGUCUUCCACUGAUGUUUGCAUCAGCUGUCCAGUCAGUGCUUGUGUUAAACACACAAACUACAAAAAACUCAAUAUGCUUUCCUGACUCAUCCACUGGUUCGACAGGGUCUUACCACCUUUGGAUCACACCGAUGUAUUCUUUUUCUAAUAUGAAAGCACUGAGCAGGCGUUGUAACUGCUGUUGUACAAGUAUUACUUUGCAAUCGUGGUGAUAUUCUCAGGCGGUAGGCAGCUGCAAUGAUGAACACGUCUACUGGUAGUGAAAUAAGACCAAUGGGUUGUCCAUUAAGAUGAACUAAGUGUACAAAGUGUCAUUUUAAAUCAAUAAUAUAUAUAUAUAUAUAUAUCUUAAAGGGCGUUUGGUGUUCUCCUUGUAUUGUCGGAUAGCCUUUCUGUUGUCGUCCAGGACAGCAGCGUUAACUCCAGAUAACAUGACAGCAUACAAAAUAUUUUUUUUUAUUAAGGACAUGAUUUGUUGUAUAAAAUGUGAUUCUGUAUAUGAAUAGAAUUUAAAUGGCAUCACACAACUCUGAACCCUAAAAGGUAGACGGUAAAUAUUUCCUUUUUUUUUUUAUUUUGGUUAUCUGUGUAGUCGAGUAACGUGUACAGUACAACGUCUAAUUUUUGAAUUUUUUUCAGAUAUAAUUUUUUAAUUCAAGUGCAACAGAAGUUUUGAGCUAUAUAUAAAUAUAUAUACGGGUGGGGUCGGGUAACUUAAAAAGAUAAAUAUCAUCCUGGAUGCUGUGUUUUGCUUUGUGAAAGCAGUGUUAUUGUAGACUUCGGUUAACAAUUGGGCAAGUUCCACACUGAAAUACAAAUGUACUUUCAUGCCGGAAGUUAGCUGAGUGCAUCCGUGCCAUUUUUUUUUUGGCUGUGCUACCUGUCAAUCAAUCACUAAUCCAUUCAUAUAAGAUGUUAUGACGGCACAGUAGAUCCCCGCCGCUUCGCGGUGUGGCAUUCGCACCCCUACGUUUCUCCGCUUUAAAUUGUAAGUAAUUACUUUUUUUAUGGGGACGUCAAUAAAAAGUGGUUUGGUGGCGCUCUCUGCAGGGGGGGGGGAAGUGCUGCAGUUAUGCAACCUGCAGAGGGCGCUGCCUCACACGUCAGUUCACUCAACAUUUUCUAACUGGAAGAUGCUUUGACGAGAUGUGAUGUGUUUAAUACCAGUGAGAAGCAUAUUGUAGGGUUUAGAGCGUGGGGGGGGCCAUUUGCGGCCCUUGACUUGUUUAUUAUUGGCCCGGGGCAGGCCGUAGAAAUAAGUUAAACACUUAAAAAAAAAAAAACAGCAAAAAAAGGGGGAGAAAUAGAGCAAAAAGAGAUAAUGGGAGGGUUUUUUAUAAUAUGUAUGCUGGAAAUAUAUAAAAAUAUCAAAGUGGCCCCGAACAUCCUUUGAUUUUUCUGUAUGUGGCCUUUGUGGAGGUGUCCAAACUUUUCCCAUCGAGGCUCGCAUACUGAAAAAUGAAAGAAUACAAGGGCCGUUUUGAUAUUUGGUAAACCAAUACAUGUAGACAAUGCCAAGAAGUUAUUUAAAGAAAAACGGCAUCUCAGCUUCGUGAUACAAGUGAAAAUUGUCUUUGCUCUUUUUUUUCUUUUUUUUUAUACUGUUUUUGUUAAAAAAAAAAAAAUGUCCAAAUACUUAAACUUUCCUCAUAAAUUUUCUUAUAAUAUUUUGACUUUCUUCCUAUUAUAUUCUAACUUUUCCCCAACCUAAUUUUCCAAAAGUUACACUUUAUUUUGUUUUGUUUGUACGGCUUUAAAAAAAAAUAACAUUUUUCUGUAAUAUUUCAACUUAAUGCUAGUAAAAUGCCAUUAUUUUUCCUUCUAACAUUUAACUUUUUUUGACAAUUUUUUUCACUUAAUAUGAAAAUAAAUAAUAGUACAAUCAAAUAUUCACUUAAUAUACUUUCAUUCUUGUAAAAUUACUGCAGAUUUUUCCAUUUUUUUCCAUUAGUGUCUUUAUUAUUAAAUUAUAUUUUAUGUAAAUUGUAUAUUAUAUAUAAUUCUAUGUUAUUUAUAUAUUUUAUUAUCUUUUUAGAAUGUGCCGGAGGCCAAUUAAAAAACAGUUGUGGGCUACAAAUGGCCCUUGGGCUGCACUUUGGCCACCCCAGCUUAGAGUAUCAAAAAGGUAUUGGGGGGCUUUUUAUGGGUGCGUCCAUUAUUUGCGUAAUUCCGUGGGAGGGCUUGGAAUGUAACAGCCACCGGUAGUGGUGAUCUACUCUACUGACUUCUAUCAAUAGCGUAAGGGUGUCUUUCCUCUGAAAGUUUCAAAAUAAAGUUCAUGAACUUGACCCAUGUGACGAUUCGAGCCUCUCUCCACUUUCACCUUGCUUCCUUGUCCAAAUAUGACUCCCCAAAUUCCAUUCCAGGCAUCACCCUGGUCCUCCAACCAGUGCUUGAAUCCAUAGCUUUAUUUUACAUCAUUGUAAUGGUCUCUGUGAGAUGACACGAUGAGGUUGUGGAGCGAGGCUAAGUUGACCAAAAGGCUUUUGUGUGUGUGUGUGUUUGUGUGUGUGAGUUUGUGUCUAUACCCCAGUGAAUGAGAAUAAGCUGAAUAUUUUUCAAACUGAUGAAAAAAAAAACCAUAUUUUAUUGUUAAUUGUGGGGAAAAACAACGUGCUGAUGUAUAUUUUCCCGGAUACUCUUUGAGACUUCAUGCAGACGGGACAUUUGGAUGUCACCCGAGCACCCCUGGUACUGUCUUGUCAAUAUUGUGUUCAAUAAAUCCAAACAUAGUCUUGUAAGGUCUGCUGUAGAACCAUCUUAAACUGGGUUUAGAGCAAGAAAGCCAUUAUCCCUUCCUUUUAGUGUUCCCCAUCACAGAUGCAAAUCCAACCCUGGGCUGUUCUGUAGUGCAGUGCCGAGUCCAGUUAAUUGGUUCAUGUGGUCAGUCUGUUAACACUUCCUGUCUUUGCCAGAGCUGACAGGAAGUUGGAACCUGUUUUGCAAAUAUGAAAACGAAUGAAUGCAACAGUCACGACAGCAUUACUUAAUUACUAAAUUAACAUCGGAACACAGGUUACCACUCACCUCUGGCCUCCCGUCUUUUAAUAUCAAAACGGGACAAACUUUUCCAGAGGCUCAUUUCUGUGGUGAAUGUGUCCUGCAGUAAUUCAUGUUUGCUUGUAGAGCAUGCAGAAAAAGCAGGGGGGGCCUUUCCUUAACCUUUACUUGAUGUGCUGUGCUAUGUACUCACUCACCUGUAUUGAUGUUGACCAGAGCAACAGUCUGUUUUUCUCUGCGCUGUGAGUAAGACGGCUUGAACAUCAAACACGUGCAAGAUCAAUGCUAAAAUGGAUUGACAAAACUUAGUUUGCUUCCUUCCAAAUCCAAUAAAAUUGACUAAAACUACAUAUAAAUACCCAUGUUUGUCUUGAUUGUAUGCAUCUCCCAUUAAUUCAUGUGUCGUCCUAUACAAGCUUGGAGAUACUUAGCCAUGCUGUUGAAUGAAAAGGUGCGUCUGACCUUUUGACUGGUAGUGUAUGUAAAGACAUUGUACGCUUAGAAUAGUAUGACACAAGAAUGGUAACGGUAAAUGUUCUUUCACUUGUAGAGCGCUUUUCCACCGCCAAGGCACUCAAAACGCUUAGUUAGCGUUUUUCCAUAAAUAUUUUUUUCAACCUUCAAACGUUAUGGUAUUCUUUUUCCCGAUAAUGAUAGGUAGGUGGCUGGAUGACCUGGCCGUUAAUCCUCAAAAAAGCUAAGUUCAAAGAUCAGUUCUCGAAUUUGUUGUCCCUCUUAUGAGGCAUCCUUCAAACUAUCAAAAAGUAAUACCCCCCCAAAAAUUGUAUUUGUUUAAAUAUAUUUCCAUCCAUCCAUUUUCUAUACCGCUUCUUCCUCAUUAGGGUCGCGGGGGCAUGCUGGAGCCUAUCCCAGCUGACUUCGGGCGACACCCUGGACUGGUCGCCAGCCAAUCGCAGGGCACAUAUAGACAAACAACCAUUCACACUCACAUUCAUACCUAUGGACAAUUUAGAGUCGCCAGUUAACCUCACCUGCAUGUUUUUGGGAAUGUCAGGAAGCCGGAGUACCCGGAGAAAACCCACGCGCACACGGGGAGAACAUGCAAACUCCACACAGAAAUGCCCAGGGGAGAAUCGGACCCAGGUCUUCCCGAUCUCCAGGCUGUUCCUGUAUCGGCCAACGUGCUAACCACUAGAUAUUUUUUUAUUUUGUAAAAAUAACAAAUAAAAAAAAUAACAAAAAAAAUGCUAAAAAAAAAAAAAAAACUUUUUAAAAAGGACAACGUUUUGUUAGUCUCAGUAG
This is a messenger RNA of Dunckerocampus dactyliophorus (ringed pipefish), 8339 nucleotides long. RefSeq names its product SH3GL interacting endocytic adaptor 1a (gene sgip1a). The transcript has 26 exons. The coding region runs from base 795 to 3587 and encodes 930 amino acids. The record is from RefSeq and is a predicted model, not a curated record. Gene Ontology annotation, cellular component: cytoplasm; clathrin-coated vesicle; plasma membrane. Gene Ontology annotation, biological process: clathrin coat assembly; synaptic vesicle endocytosis; clathrin-dependent endocytosis. Lineage: Eukaryota; Metazoa; Chordata; Actinopteri; Syngnathiformes; Syngnathidae.